AUGAGUACCGUUCUGCCUCCAAAGCUGGCAGCAGUCGCCAAUGUACCGACAGAGGUUACUGAGUCAAAGGAUCCGACUACACACACGGUUCAAACUCUGCCUCUCGGAAAGCCUAGGAAGCAUCGUCAGUUCAUAUGGGAAAAAAGAGACCACACCUAUGAUCCUGACGAUACUGCCACCCAACCCAGUGUCUUUGAUGAUCCGGAUGUCGCGACGGAGUACCAGCCUCCAAGCAAUUGGGAGAACAUCCAUCGCUUCGACCCUCUGUCCCGAUGGACUUGGAGAGAGGAAGACAAGAUCAUUAAAAAGAUUGACCGUCGUAUAUUGAUCUGGGCCUGUGUCAUGUUCUUUGGGCUGGAAAUCGACCGUGCAAACAUCCACCAGGCACUGACUGAUGGGUUCCUUACAGAUCUAGGACUAAACACCAAUGUCUUUGCUGUUGCUUUCCUCUCUGCUGAGCUUCCAUCACAGCUCGUCUCCAAGUGGGCUGGUCCUGACCGAUGGAUCCCUACACAGCUCACGCUCUGGUCCGUGGUUGCGAUGUGUCAGUUUUGGAUAUCUGGAAGGACCUCCUUCCUCAUCUGCCGCGUUCUCAUUGGAUUCUUGCAAGGCGGAUUUAUCCCUGAUAUUAUCCUGUACCUCUCCUACUUCUACAAGCAUACCGAAAUGGGAGUGCGCCUUAGCAUCUUCUGGAUGUCGAUGACCGCUGCUGAUAUCGUCGCUGCGUUCCUUGCCUAUGGGCUACUCCACAUGCGGGGUGUCCUUGGCUAUGCUGGAUGGAGAUGGUUGUUCUUGAUUGAGGCGAGUUGGCUGACUGGCACCUACAUAAUCUUGACACUGACCGUGGUGCAACAGGGUCUCCUCAGUUUGCUCAUCGGUAUUGCAUCCUUUGCUAUGAUGCCACCUGGCCCAACAGAGACAGCUAACUGGAUCCGUGGUAAGAAUGGCUGGUUUACCGCUAGAGAGGAAGAGAUCAUGGUGAACCGCGUUAUCCGCGAGGACCCCAGCAAAUCUUCAAUGCACAACCGAGAGAGAAUCACACCAAAGUUACUGUGGAAGAGUCUAUGCGACUUCGACCUGUGGCCAAUCUACCUUAUUGGUAUCACCUCCAUGAUACCUCAGAAUGUCCCACGAUCAUAUCUUACCCUCUCACUCAGGGCUUUAGGCUUUGAUACGUUCCAUUCAAACCUUCUAGUUAUCCCUUCUCAAGUUUUCACCAUGUUUACCAUGCUCAGUAUAGCCUGGCUUGCAGAUAAGACGAAACGUGUAGUUGUGCUAGGCUUCAUCCCCAUGAUCUGGGUCCUUCCCAGCCUUAUAUGGCUCCGCACAUCCUACUCUAUUGACUCGCCUCGAUGGACAGUUUAUGGGGUGAUUACUGUCCUCGUAUCAUCUCCACUGACACACCCAAUCCUCGUUGGGCUGGCCUCGCGAAAUUCAAACUCGGUCCGUUCACGAACAGUUUCUGCAGCACUCUACAACAUGUCAGUCCAAGUUGGUACCAUUAUAGGCUCAAAUAUCUACCGUCAAAACGAUCUCCCCUUGUACCGUACUGGAAAUUCACGGAACGAUCUUUUACUACCGUUGGAGAAAUGCUUCACGAGAUAA
Messenger RNA from Fusarium graminearum PH-1, 1605 nucleotides. RefSeq lists its product as uncharacterized. The transcript is spliced from 7 exons. The record is from RefSeq and is a predicted model, not a curated record. Gene Ontology annotation, biological process: transmembrane transport. Gene Ontology annotation, molecular function: transmembrane transporter activity. Bases 1 to 1605 code for a protein of 534 amino acids. NCBI's taxonomy places the organism in Eukaryota, Fungi, Ascomycota, Sordariomycetes, Hypocreales, Nectriaceae. Gene Ontology annotation, cellular component: membrane.